Messenger RNA from Suillus discolor, 686 nucleotides. RefSeq lists its product as uncharacterized. Lineage: Eukaryota; Fungi; Basidiomycota; Agaricomycetes; Boletales; Suillaceae. Bases 153 to 380 code for a protein of 75 amino acids. The transcript is spliced from 4 exons. The record is from RefSeq and is a predicted model, not a curated record.
UUGCUAAAUUUCUUACGAUGUGUCCGUAUUUUUUCCCCUCAAUUAAACUGUGCUGAUCCUAUCAUUUCGUCAGGUGCUUCGAGGGCUGCGCAAGUAUAAAAACCCUCACAACUUCGACACAUCGACAAGUGGCCACCUUCUCGAUUACAAUCAUGCAACUCUCGUUAAUUUUCAGGAUGCUUAUGUUCUUUGCCGCUCUUGUUGCUGCAUAUUCCCCGCUAGACUUUGGGACAAAAGAUACAUCUGUGGCUAAGCGCGAGGGGCUCGACUUUGACCUCACUCGCCAGUUGAAGGUUAGGGCGCCUGAUGUUAGUCACGUUUCAGCGCCCAACGAUCCUGAUGAUCCUGUCGAGCCUAACGAUCCUUUCGAGUCUAAUUAAAAUGGCUGAUGAGUGGCGACGAGAAGUGUGGGGAGUACCCAUGCGUUAUAAGAAAGCUGUACAAUAGAGGUGGACCGUGAAGGGUGCUACAACGUCAUCAGUGACUAACUAUAGCUUCUGUUUGUAGAAUACUUUAUUUGCGUUUCGCGUCAUCCUGUUCUUAGGAAGGAGAUUCCAGACUCAUCGGAACUUUCGAAUCGGAUGAUGUCAUUGGUCAUGUUCAAAAACUCGCAACAACACUGCGUGCUCUCCGCGGAUAGUUGUAUAUCCCAACGUUAAACAGCACAGACUGGGCCUGCUGACCGC